Molecule: messenger RNA, 1095 nt
Organism: Melanaphis sacchari
Lineage: Eukaryota; Metazoa; Arthropoda; Insecta; Hemiptera; Aphididae
Exons: 6
Coding region: 166-1095 (309 amino acids)
Source: RefSeq, a predicted model, not a curated record
UCUUAUACGAUUUGAGGUUAUUUGUAUAAUGAUCUAUGGUUCUGUUGUUAUGUAUUAAAAUGUCCCGUCACUGCGUACCAUUGACUUUUAUUAUACGGAUAUAAUACACAUAUAAUAGAUUAAUAACUGAUAAUAUCUACAAAUCUAUGAUUGCAAGCAUCAAGCAUGGCAAAUACUUUGAUAAAGUAUCGUUCAAAAAAACAAAAAUGGGUAGUCGUCAUUUUUUCUCCUGCUAUAGACUAUAGUGUAGUUCCAAUAAAUUGGCUUAUUGAAACAGAAACCCAGCAAUUGUCUACCAGUACAAUACAAUAUUGUUACUGGCCUUCUACAAGGGUGAUUAGUACAGAUUUAAAAGAUGCUAUUGAUCCAGAUCCGUCUUGGUUGCAAUAUAAAGUCCGUGUAGUCGGAGGCAACAAGACUUACAGUAAUUUCAAUAAAGCUUGGCAUGAACGAAUUGAAGUAAAAUCUACAGACAAUGAGAACAUUUUAAAUCAUCCAUUUAAAAGAAACAAAAAAAGUAAAACUGUAAAAACUAGUGAUAGUAUUGAAAAUGAAGAUUCAAGUUAUACCAUUGUACCUUGCAGUAAUCAAAAUGAAUUACUUUUUAAUACAACAAAAACUCAACAAAAUUCAACACAAGCACUUACUUCUAACCAAGAAACAUUUUAUACAAACUUAAAACCGUCUACAUCAACUUCUACUCAUGGAAAUAGUUUUUCAUCAGUUGAAUUAAAUCUACCUAGUACCAUUAUAAGUCAAGAAGAUAAUACAAAUUACACAAAUGUACUACCAAGUUCUUCUUUUCAAUCAGUACCAGCAUUUGCUGAUAACCAAGAAAAAUCGUAUACAAAUCUGAAUCUUCAAUCUUUAACUACACCAAACUCAACAAAAAUUCAAGACUCAAGUAUGACGCAACCUUUAGCAUAUUAUGAAUCAUCAUACACAGGAUCACAGGUUAAUCAUUUCGAUAUUCAAAAUCAAUCAUCUCCAAGUUCCCAAGAUUCUCCUAAAGUGCUGCCAAAAAUCCAUAAACGAGUCAAAGAUAUUGGAACUAUUUCUAAACGCCAAUUUCAAAGGCUUACACUGAGAAUAUAA